Molecule: messenger RNA, 852 nt
Organism: Coniophora puteana RWD-64-598 SS2
Lineage: Eukaryota; Fungi; Basidiomycota; Agaricomycetes; Boletales; Coniophoraceae
Product: alpha beta-hydrolase
Exons: 2
Coding region: 1-852 (283 amino acids)
Source: RefSeq, a predicted model, not a curated record
AUGGCCUCUUCGUUUGACAUUAGCGCAAAGACCGUUUGGGGCUCUCCCGCUGCCAAGAAACGCGCCCUGCUCAUCCAUGGCCUCACGUGCGCGCCUUCGACCAUGGUUCGCCUCGCGGAAGUGCUGGUUGCCUUAGGUUACCAAGUGACCGCCCCCGACUUGCUCGGGCACGGUAUCGGCCCUCGCGCGGACAAGUACCUCUUUGAAGACAUCUGCGCGAUGAUCCUCCCCCACCUCGAAGAAACCACUUACGACCUCAUCAUCGGCCACUCGCUCGGCGGCCUCGUCGCCCUCGCCCUCAUGUCUCAGCUGCCACCCGCAUACGCCGAGCGUGGAACGCUGCGCCUCGUCACCGUCGAUGCUCCGCUCAUCCUCACACCCAAGGAUCACGACAAGUACACGGCGCUCUUCGGAGCCUCGACGAAGAAGACGCCGUCCAUCGACUUCUACGCGGGCCUUUUCCCGUUGUGGCGAAGGGCAGACGCCGCCCAGAAGGUCCUCGCCGACGAACUGUGCGCUCCCACGGUGUCGGACGAACUCUUCGCGGUGCGUAUUGAUGUCAUCCGCUCCUUUCCGUUGCCCCCUUCUCCAUACUUAAUGCCCGAAACCUUGUCUGACAUGGGAGAAUGCGCGCAGGUCAACCGACCUUGGAACUUCAGGCGGUUCCUUGACACGGUCCCGUCAUGGGUUAGCUUUCUAGCCAUCGCCGGAGACCCAGACUGUGGAGCCCUAUUCAACGUCAAGGAGUUGGAGAUGUACCCCAAUAUCGAGAAAAAGACCAUUCCAAAGGCUACCCAUUGGAUCCCCCUGGAGUUUCCCAAGGAGGUCAUCAAUGCAUCAGUCGCCUAUUAA